CGAAAGAAAAUGAGUAAAACACGUUACAAGCUUUCUGUUUAAGGCAAAGAAUCACACACACAAAAAAAGAUUAAAAGUUUAAACAGCAAGAACGAAAAGCACCACUAAUUAGAACGUUACAAUCAAACACAUUUUCCCUGACUUGAGGCAGAGUUAUACACUUUAUGCUCAGCCUCUGGUUCUUGUACAGAACAGAUACAAUAUAGGACCAGGAAAACAAAAACAACACAGCAAAUGUGUAAAAUAACUUAAAAGGUGUCCAUUACAACAUAGGGAUGGGGGAGCUGUUCCCAGUGCAUUUGGUCUUGAUAUCUCUGGUAGUUUUAUUUCAUUACAUUCAUUUAAUAGGUACUUUGUGGGUGACUCCAGCAAACGUGGCCUGACAGACUACAUAAACUGUAAACUAUAUUUCUUGUAGUUAUUAAUUUAAUGUACAUUUUCUAAAAUAAUAGUGUACAUCUGUACAAACACAUACACACCACACCACACAACACACAACUUUCAUUAACUGUAACUACAAGCCACUACAUUAUCCACAGGUCUUUGCGGCGGUUUGCGACGUUUUACAGCGUUUUGUGAGGUGACGUACCGCGGUUUGCUUUCGCUCACCAAGCUACUCGGGUAAAUAGAAAAAAUGUUCAACAAGAAGCCGCGAAGAAACUUUCGACAGAGGAAAGAGAGUUCUAGUGAUGAGGAAGAUCAGCAGAAGAAUAGCGGAGAGGGAGAUAAAACCGAGGAUGCCACGUUAGCGAUAAACAAGCCAAUUAAAACGGCACAGGGCCGCGGCAUAUCUUGUAGCUCCAAGCGGGAGACGACGCCUCCGGAGGCGGAUAGUAGCAGCGAAGACGACGGGGAGACUCUGGAAAUUACAGAAGAAAAAGAAGAGGGGGACAUAGAUGGAACGAAGAAGAAAACAAACGCCAUCCUUAGUUUCUCUGAUGAUAAAGAAGCUGAAGAGUCAACUUUUAAACUCAAGAAAUCCACCUAUAAAACGGUGCUGUUCCAAGCAAGAAAGAAGGUGGCCCCACCUGUCAAGACCGUCCAUAGAAAAGGUGGCGGCGAGGUCCCUUUAUCUACUUUUCCCAGACGUGAUAAUGUUGAUGAAACAUCAACACAUUCUCAACAGAGUGAUGAGGAUGGCGAUGAAGAUAAUGAUGAUGAUGAUGAUGAUGAUAAUAACGAUGUCUACAAGGAGGCCAGUGACAGUGAAGAAAGUAUUCCCAGCUCUCUCUCUGCUUAUUCAGACUCUGAUUCUCGCCACUCGGCCACUAAAACAACAGUAGUCAUCCCUAAUGCUGCAGAGAUUGAUGCAGCCAAGAGGAAGCGUCGGGCCACUCGAUCUCAGAAAGAGUACAUUCCUCUGGGUCGGGAUGGCCGGAGCUCGGCUGGCAGCACUCCGGAUCACCGCAACAUGGAUGAUGAAGAGGACAGAUUUGAUGAUGAUGAUCCAGAUGAUGAACUGGAUGAUCACCAGAAAAGAAUUGACUUUGCCCCACGAUUGAAGAGCAUUCGGGAGAGGAUUGCAGAAAAGCUAGGAGGAAGUGAUGGCAGUCACUCAGAAAUUGAUGAGGAAGAGCAGGAACUUUGGGAGGAGACACAAAUUGGAAAGGGAGUCAAAAGGCGACCAGGGGAACAGUCCCUGCAGUUCUCUAAAAGUCCAUCUGGCAGUGAGUCCAGCAGCUACAGUAGCAGCAGCAGGCGAGACCGAGGAAAGCCUAAGAAAAAGUCAGCACUGCUUAAAGUGCCAAAGACCCUUCCAUCUAUUUCUGUUGCGAUGGUCAAGAGACGGAUCUCUGGAAAACUGGACUCCCUGAAGGAGGUGCACAGAGCCCGGCAGGCAGAGCUGAGGAGGCUGGAGGGGGAUGUCGAGAAUGCUAAAGCCUCUAUGGAGUUGCUUGAGGAAAGUUCUACAGAGAAUCAGCUGAAGUUUUACAGGACCAUGAUCCUCUAUAUCCACAACCUGGUGGAGUGUCUGCGGGAGAAGAUUGUUGAAAUCAAUGCUUUGGAGUUGGAGUUGCACACUGUUUGGUCGGACCAGAUGGAGGCACUGUUGGCUCAGAGACGGGAGAAGACAAAGGAGCAGGCUGACCACCUGCAGCCGCUCAGCUAUAACACUGAUGAGCAGAGUGGCAGCUCAGCCAAUGGGGCCAACAUUGAAGGUGAGACAGAUGCUGAAGACUGUGACACACCUGAGGACACCCAACCAUCGACAGAGGAGGAGGAGGAACUGCAGAAAAGAAUAGCUGAUAUCCAGACCAGGUCCCAGGCUGUGUUUUCCGACGUCCAAGACGACUUCUGCGAUGUUAAAAAGAUUCUGUCUCGCUUUGAAGAAUGGAGAGGAUCCUAUUCGGAGUCCUACCACAACGCUUACAUCUCCCUGUGUCUGCCCAAGCUGCUGAACCCAAUCAUCAGGCAUCAGUUGAUGGCGUGGAACCCUUUAAAAGAUGUCAGUGGAGACUUUGAAACCCUCCCUUGGUUCAGAGCAGUGGAGACAUUCUGCCAUGGCCAUGGCCACGUGGAGCUGGAGCACACCGACAGACAGACACUGUCUAAUAUAAUAGAGAAGACCGUCCUACCCAAAAUAACUGCUUUUGUUGAGCUGGUGUGGGAUCCCAUGUCCCACCAACAGUCGGUCAGUCUGGUGGCUGUUUGUCACAGACUGAAAGAGGACUAUUUCAUCUUUGAGGGAGAUCAGAGUAAACCAGUGAAGACAUUAUCGGAGGCUGUUGUUGACAGGCUGAGGAGCUGUGUAGAUGAAGAGGUCUACAUCCCCCUCUAUCCCAAAAAGGCUUUGGAGGAUCGAUCAUCUCUUCAGCGUCUCUUCAGAGAUCAGCAGUUCUGGACAGCUGUAAAACUUCUGGGUAACAUUGGGAAGUGGGACCUGCUGCUUCCCGAGUACAUUUUGAAGGAACUGAUGAUGGACAAACUGCUUAACCGAUACCUGAUGAUCACCCUGUGCAGUCAGACUCUGUCCAAUUACAGCGUCCCUGCAUGCAAAAAGAUCGCAGAUUGUUUGCCUCUAUCAUGGUUCAAAGGAGAAAAUGUCUGUUUGCCACAACUGCAGAAUUUCAGAAACCACAUAGUUCAGACAGUGCAUAAUAUCUGCAAACAGCAGCGUCCUGAGGAUCCAAGCACCAGGUCCACUGUGGUUGACGUACUUAAAGUUUUGAGUAAAAUCAGGUGCUAUGAGUCUGUCAUGACUAUAGCAAAGAAAUACCACUAUGAAGAUGCCAUCUACUCUCACCAGCUGCUGAACCAAGAGGAUGUUUGAACAACAGUGAGAAAGAUGGAGUUCAUGUUAUGUGUCAACAAAUGUAUUUUCCUAUUCAAAGAAUUGGCUGAGUUGGUACAUUUGGAUUAUGUAAUUCAGAAUUUUUUAUGCUUCAGAUUGUUGCUGUUUUGUACAAAUGACUAUUUUCAUGAAUAAAUAUUUGAAC
Messenger RNA from Menidia menidia (Atlantic silverside), 3437 nucleotides. NCBI's taxonomy places the organism in Eukaryota, Metazoa, Chordata, Actinopteri, Atheriniformes, Atherinopsidae. The record is from the annotation of a GenBank genome assembly.